UCAAUCGUAGUCAUAUCCAUUAUUGCUGAACAAACCUUUUGUGGUUUUGCCUUCUUCAAAUUGAUGUACAUGUAGGUUAAAGUUAUAUUUGGAAAUAGAGUAAAAUGUGCUGUUGUAUACUGUAUACAGGCAUUUCAGUUUUAUCAAGCAAACAUAGACAGGUAAAGCUUUCUAGGAGAUGCUUCUAGAUAAUGCAUGUUGAAGAAUGACACAAAACGAAUUUUUGGAAAACACAUUGCUACUUCAUUAAUACCCACCCCUUUCAGGGGGAUCCCAUAUAUGGGCCAUAUAGGCUGUAUAGGUGUACUGGCUGAAUUUAUAUACUGAUGUACAAAAACAGUAAACUGAUCCUUGCGAACAGGAGAUUAAGACAGAAUAAAUAUAAAGAACAAUCAAAUGGCCUCAAUGGUACUAUUUAAGUGUAUUUGCCCAAUAUUUUAGUUUGCAAAGCAACCAUCAACGGGGCGAAAAAGCCUUUUUUUACUUUUUGAUAUUUGAUAUUUUCUUUUUUAGCUCCUGUUGAAAGUUUGUGCCGGGUUUCAAACCGAAAAUAUCGGACCUUAUGUCGUCUAGAGUUGCCGUCCUUAGUCCAUCUCGUUUCUCUCACUCGCUCCAAGAAGAAGAGAGGAGUGGGAAAGAGAUUGGCCCAGACGUCCCCUACGUCGUCUUUAUUUCCUCAUCCUCUCACCCACCCCCGUAUAGUAGUUUUGCUGCAGUGUGUGACUUAAAACCCCCUUUUCCCCGUCGCUCCCAGGGCCCCCCAGAUAGCAAGGUUUUUGCUCCAAUUGCAAAUUCCUUCUAUUUAUUGCUGAUGGCUGGUCUUCAUUGAAGACUCAACGGUUAAAAUUUAUUGUUUUCUCUCUGGCAAACAGCUCAUUUUGAUCUUUCUGCUAAUAGACUAUUUAAUGGUGUCCAGCACUGUCUUAACUGUCGUGAUCGACGAAGAUUUAACUGGUUCUGAGCCCGGGUUCUCCCGGGGGGGGGGUACUCGCAGAAAAAUUGGGUAGGGGUGUGCGGCCCGCUUCCCAAAACCCUUACCCUAUUUAUGACCAAAAUCUGCGAUUUUCCCUACCCUAUUUAUGACCUAACCAAAAAUUUGAUACCCUAUUUAUGACCUGACCCUUAAAUCAAUACCCUGUUUCAGACCUGCCUUAUAAUUAUUUCCCUAGUUCAGACCAAUGUUAAAGGCAAUGUUUAUCUGCUUUUAUUAGGUUAGGGGGACAUGAUAAGGAAAUAGCUUCUUCUAAAAAAGUGCAUUCAAGACUACAGUGCAAAAAUCGUUACCCUAUUUAUGACCAAAAUGGCGGCAAAAUAGCCAAAAUCGAUACCCAAUUUAUGACCAAAACGGCUGAAAAACCCUACCCUUUGGGGCCGCACAUACCUAUAUAGCCCAUAUUAGGGAGUACCCCCCCCGGGUUCUGAGCCAAAGAGCAAGAUGAAAAAGAAUCACUGAUACUACAAAUCAUGCUCACUUCCUGUUUGCGUGUGCGAUUUAAGUGUAACAACUGAACGGUCCAGAAUAUUGAAAGCUCAGGUACGUCUUUAAAUCUCCCUUUGAUCAAAAAACCCUAACAGUACUUUUUAUACAUAAACUUCAUAGAAACUCUUCGACAAAAAACAAGGAGCAAAUAAGGGAGAACUUAGCUUGUGAAAGCAGAAAUCUAGAUGGUGAUCGGUGAUUCAGUCGCUUGGUAAUCAGGGUAAUAUUUUAGCUUUAGAGAAAAGUGUUGAUACUGGAUUCGUUCUCAGCCUGUUAUUAUAAACGCGAAAUCAGAGGAAAUAUUGCCUAAAUUCUCUGAUAAAAAUAACUUCUGUUGAUAAUUUAAGAUGGAUUGUUUAUACUAUAUUAUGGGAAACAAGACAAGGUAGCGUAUAAACUUUCAGUGUCAUUCCGUGUUUGAUAUAGAGCUACGAGAAACCAAAACUUAGAGUUUGCGUGUUGCUCAUGAUUAAGAAGCACAUUUAAUCUUGCUUAUGGUAGUCGAAUUUAUGACAACUAGCACGCACGGAAAAUCGUGCUGGCUUUGCUAAGGUCAAAGACUAAAGCAGGGCUGCUUGUAUUUCAGUUUAUACACAGUUCCUCUUUUGUCACGACACAGUAUAGACUGCUUGCAGUCCGCCUUUCUCUUAAAAUCCGUCUAGUUCUUAUCUAAUCCAGCGCGAUUGCAAAUUUAGGGAUUGAGACGAGACGAGAAUCGCGGCAAGCGGCUUCGCCGCGCGUGCUUAUAUAGCAGUAACUUUGCAAAGAAAAAUAAGAGACCGCUCGCAGUCUACACACAGGAAGUCCAAGCGCGAAAAAUAUGCAUGAGCGUCGGCACUGUUGCAUAACCUUCUAAAUAUAAGAAUUUGCAUGAGGAAAAAACGAUGUUCUCACUAUUCUGGAUAGCUCUUGAGCCGGCACAAAAAACAUGGCGGUUAGGGCUUCUGUUCACACGUAAGAUGGAACGGAAGGAAGUUGCGCCGCACCCGACUUGAAAGUGGAGCGUCCCAUACCCUGGGUUAUGUGCAUUGGACAACAGCGGAAGUGAAUAAGUAGGAGAGAGGACUGGAACCCACUGAGACUGAAAAAAAGUACAGUUGAAACAACGGUAAAUCGAACUGUGAAGGGAAACGAAAAACAGUCCGAGUUAGCGGGGAAUUAGAGUUAUCGCGGUAAAUUUCAGUGAAGUUUUGAUCAAGGGAAAGGAAAUUUAGUUCGAGUUAGCUGGGAAUUCGAGUUAUCGAGGUGCUACUGUAUUCAGGAGUCUUCAGCUGAAUGGGAUUUAGGACUACAAACCCUCUUUCUCAGCCAGCCGAGUAUUUCUUGACCUCUAAAACGGCCCAUCCUCGGAGACACACGGGAGGCUAGUCGGGACGAUAGAAUGGUCGUGGUGAAAGUUUACUGUAACACCACGAACAUUCUAUCGUCCCGACUAGCUUCCCCUAGGUCUCCGAGGAUGAAACGGCCAUGCGCGGCCUUUCAUACGUUGCCCCUACUUUAUUUACAUACGUAAUUUUUUUGCGCGUACGCAAGUAAUAAUUACGCUACAGUGGAAAUCCACCCUUACUCGCAGGAUUAUUGACACUGUCUAAUCACUGCUGUCAUUAAAAAAAAUAUCGGGGAAGAAAUGACUUAACAUUCUAUCUUGUGUUGACUAGGAGUUAAAGUCAUUUGUUUCCAUGGCUUCUGCUACACCUGCAACUCCAACUACAAAAGAAACAACUAAUUAUGCCAGGUUAUGCUGUGUUCUUGUCGAUUUGGGAACUUGUGCCCUCAGGGAUUGCUUUGAUGCCAUCUGCACACCACCAACUCUUCACACGAUCUUGGCAGCCAGUAAUCCUUCAUUAAAGUCUUUGAGAUCGAGAAGAAUCAUCAAUGCGACUCAAUGGGGAAAACUUUUCCCAGCCAUUUCUACUUCAGUCUCGUCAAAACAUUUUGACAUCACUCUCCUGAUGACUUUACUACGCAACAUCUGCGGUCUGGCUCCUCCGGUAACCGGAUGGGACGUGCUCCCCGCUGCCACAGACCUGAGCCGUGAGGCGGACAUUGCUCGAGUCAAAUACUUCAGGAAUACAGUGUACGCUCAUGCCGAGCACGCUUCUAUUGAUGACGCGACGUUUAACUCACACUGGAAGGAAAUCCGAGACACUCUAGUACGGCUAGGGGGAGCUACAUACAAGGUAAAAUAGAUUCAAACUCUGAUAUCAAUAUUCUGUCGGUCUUUUCCUCAUGUACCACGCCUCCUCCUAAUGCUUUCUUCUAAUUUUUGUGUUUGUUUUUGCAGGUGUGUUGUUGCUGUUGUUUUUUAUGCACAACUAUUAUUAAUUAUUAUUUUACAUAAUUCAGUGAUAUAUAUAUUCUCCGUUCUAUUUCAAGGUCGCUAUUGACAACUUGGAAUUUUGCUGCAUGGAUCCCGAUAUGGAGUGCCAUUACAAAGAACUCCUUCAUCAGUGGAAAAAUGAUGAAGAUAACAUAAAAGAUGAGUUAAAAGAAAUUCGCACCAACGUGAAAGAAGUUGGAACUAACAUAAAAGAAUUUGGCAGCGAAGUAAAAGAGAUUGGUACUAACAUCAAAGAAUGUGACACCAGCAUAAAAGAAGUUAGCAACGAUGUAAAAGAAAUUGGUUCCGAAGUAAAAAACCUCACAAAGAAGCUUGAUGACUUUGUAGCGUCAACUAUGAUUCCAGCCAGUAGUGAAGGUGCGUAAAUAACGCUUUUUCUUCUUAAAAGGUCUAGAAGCUAAAACUCUAACACCAAGAAAAGCGUGAAAUAGAGCGUCAGAAGCUUACACAUGAAAGAUGUCUAAGAUAUAAAAUUGAUAUUUUUCAAAAUAAUGUAAAACAUCUAGGUCUAAGUUUCUGAUUUUCCUUUUAACUUGCCGGCAAUUGUUUACACUAGACAGCUUAAACUACGUUUCCCAGAGGUGGUAGUAUUGAAACGUGGAAUAAAGUAGUCGCCAGAAUUUCGGAGUCUGAGUCUAUAUAUAUGAUAUAGUGGACGACACAGGUUGCACUUAACUCUCGAUUUCAACAUAGUUAUAACUAUAUAUGGCUACAAGUAUGAUCGAGGUAUAGUUUCACAGCUGCGACAAUGACGGUAAAAGUUGUUAGGCUUUUGUACACCCAAGUAAGGCUCCGUGAACUGCUUUACUUGGUUGCUUAGCAACUGUUAAAAAACGUUGUUUGCUGCGGUAAUAAUUUUAAAAUGUGUUUCGUUUUUAACUUCUUUCAUGUGGUUAUCCUUCUUCUGAAUGGGCACCCAUAUUCCCUUUUUUAUUUUUCGGCUCAGUUGCUGGCAUGGUCUGUAUGGACAAGUUGAAAAUGUUCGUUGGCGACAGUGCCAAGACGUUACUUGCCAGCUUUAGCACUCUAGGUGGGAUUUCGUCAUAACCUGUGCUUUGAGUUGGAUUUUUAAGUUUAAAGAAACUUGCUUCUCUUUGAUGUUGACAUUGGGAACAUGAACGUGAUAUGAGACAACUCACGAUCAACGGUGAAACAAACUUGUCUCGCCCCAUAUAAUGGCAUCCAAGAAAGUCUCGGAUUCUGGAUUCCUUGAGUUGUACUCCGGAUUCCACGAGCAAAAUUCCCCCGGAUUCCGGAAUCUGAUUUCUCUUACCUGGUUCCACUUGUCGGUCCGCAAUACCCUUACGGGCUAACUCUGAUAUAAUCUUAUUUUUCAGUUUUUUUUAAGGUCUUGACAGCAUUUUGGUAAAAGACGGUAUAAAAAUCUUCGAGGAUGCAUACUCCUCCAAAAUGUAACGAACGUCUAAGACUUGUAGUUUACUUUCCGUUUCAGGUGUGUUAAAAUGCACGUUAAUCAAUUUGAAAGUACAUAGGGUACGUUGAGUCUGUUCCGGUGUGUGUUCAUUUCGUAUGAUUAACCUCCAGUCAAUAUAUUGAAUUUCGUUUUUCUUAAGGUAGCAACCAAACAACGAAAAGGAUAGUGGACACUUCGUCGGUGUGCAGAGAAAAAUAUCACGAGAAUGAACUUGUGACGUUAUACUGUAAAAAAUGCAAAGUAUGUAUUUGCGACAAGUGUAGACAAACUCGCCACAAUCAUCACACCACUGUGGAUAUCUACCAAGCUGCAGAACAGCACAAAGUCGAUAUCGAGGAUAUUUUGCAAGAUAUGAAGAGAGAACUUGAUAAUUACAAGGAGCGUGCAGAAAAAACAAAGGAAUCCUUGAAAGAGAGUAGAGAGAGGAUAGCUACGGCACGAAAUAAAGUAAUGACUUCUGUUGGAGAACUCAUCCGACUUUUAGAGGAACAUGAGACAGCUAUGAUAACCAGAUUAGAUGUAUUUGAAGAAAAAGAACAAAGAGAGCACGCAGCACAACUGGAACAUUUCCAAAUUUCUAUGAAUCAGUUGCAAAAACAGGUCGAGUGGUGCGAAGGCAUCUUACUGAGAAGAAAAAGCGUUGAAAUUUUGCAAGUGCAUCAUGUUGUUAUUGCACGGUGCAGAGGUCUUUUAAAUGCAGAGAAACUACACAUUUAUAAGCCAUCGCAUGUCAGAUACCAGACAAAUGAAGAACAUGUAAAAAAUGUGAGAAGCGCAGUUACUGCUGUCGGUCGAGUUGUAGUAAGUAACACAAAUCCUGAGCAGUCGAUGAUUGAAGGAACAGGGCUGAAAAAUGUGUACUUGGGAAAAGAAGCAACAAUUAAGAUUACGACAAAAGAUUUUGAUGGAAACUGGUGCUAUGACGAUAUGGAUCAGAUUCAUGUACAAGUACAAUCUCCAUCAGGAAAGGAAUUGAAUCAUUUCAUCGCCCGGGGAGUGGAUGGUGCAUUUCACGUCACUUACACACCAGUUUGUGUUGGACAGCACGAGGCACUGAUUGCGGUAAACGGUGAGCUCCUACCCGGUAAUCCAUGGCGUGUUCAUGUCACCUCACAUCGUUACAAGUAUCAUUUUUCUUUUGGUUCAAUUGGGGGAAGACGAGGACAGCCUGUACUUGAUUGGCCCGUUUGUAUUGCAAUAGAUGACAAUUCAAAGAACGUUGCGGUGGCAGAUUUGAUGAAUGGGGUACAGUUAUUUAGUUCAGAAGGAAAGUAUAUGGGAGAUAUUAGCACCAACCAACUUAAUAAACCCACAUCGGUAGCAUUCAGCAAGUCAAGUGAAUUAAUAGUUACUGCGUCUGAUAAAAUUUUUUGUUUCGAUAAAAGCUAUAAAUUUGUGAAACUUGUCACCAACAAACACAUUAAGACACCACACUGCCUGACAAUUGCAGGCGAUGGGCGUUUGAUGGUGUGUGACUGGUAUGACGAUACAGUCAAGGUACUGUCCUCUGACGGCACACAGCUUUUACUCACAAUCACUGAUCCUGAACGUGAAACUCCGUGCUAUGCUGUGUGCUGCCAAAAUAAGUUUUUUGCUUCGUAUUAUGAGGCAGGUAAUGUUAAGGUUUACAGCAAGGAUCGUGAGUUUCCAAGCAGUAUCGGCGCUCCAGACCCUGGUGAAAGGCAGCUGAAGUGUCCUGUUGGCCUUGCAAUUGACAGGUUCAAUAACCUAGUGGUGUGUGAUCGUGAUACAGCAAGGCUUAUGAUUUUUACUCUUGAAGGACAGUUUGUCAAUUCAAUUGACACUGGGCUUACUGGUCCUUGUUCUGUAGCCGUUUCAAACAAUGGUCAGCUAUUUGUUACUGAUUUAGACAAAAGCUGUGUGCAUGUUUUCCAGUGA
Molecule: messenger RNA, 7155 nt
Organism: Porites lobata
Lineage: Eukaryota; Metazoa; Cnidaria; Anthozoa; Scleractinia; Poritidae
Source: the annotation of a GenBank genome assembly